This is a messenger RNA of Coccinella septempunctata (seven-spotted ladybird), 555 nucleotides long. Its product is annotated as ejaculatory bulb-specific protein 3-like. The record is from RefSeq and is a predicted model, not a curated record. NCBI's taxonomy places the organism in Eukaryota, Metazoa, Arthropoda, Insecta, Coleoptera, Coccinellidae. The coding region runs from base 54 to 452 and encodes 132 amino acids. The transcript has 2 exons.
CAACUGCUCCACAGUUGGUGAUCCAUUGGAAGCAUUUUCUGAAUAUUCAUAACAUGAACAUCUCGAGUGCCGUUGUUCUACUUACCUGCGUGGCGUACGUGGUAUCGCAGGACUCUUCUUACACAUCGAAAUAUGAUAACAUUGAUAUCGACAGAAUUUUGGGCAACGACAGAAUUUUGACCAGUUACAUAAAAUGUAUGCUGGACCAGGGAUCCUGCACACCUGAGGGCAGAGAACUCAAAAAAACACUGCCAGAUGCUUUGAAAAGAGCCUGUGAUAAAUGUAAUCCAAAACAGAAGGAAGUAGCAGAAAAGGUUGUGAGACAUCUCACGCAGAAAAGGCCAAAAGAUUGGGAUAAACUGGUGAAGAAAUACGAUCCCCAAGGAAUGUACAGAAAGAAGUUCGAGGAAUUCAGACAACAAGCUGAGAAGAAUGGAAAAUUAAAUGUAUAAGAGAAGAUAAUUAAUUCCUUAUUGUUUAAAUAAUGAAGAAUCCCCAAGCAGCAUUCGAAAGAAUGAAACAAAAUUAUGUAGACUGAAUAAAUAUUUGUUUUUA